Pieris macdunnoughi is the source of this 1218-nucleotide messenger RNA. The record is from the annotation of a GenBank genome assembly. NCBI's taxonomy places the organism in Eukaryota, Metazoa, Arthropoda, Insecta, Lepidoptera, Pieridae.
AUGGGUUCGCUUGUGACUUUUAUCAGUGAAAACCGGAAGAAACGCCGAAGUGAGUCGGCGUUGAACAGUCCGACGGAACCGGAUGUUUCGUUAGCGGCUUCCAUAACGGAUCCGUUGGAAGCCCACACCCUCGAUGAAGCUAGGAGAACCAUCAGAGAUCUUCGUAUGAAAUACCGUGCGCAGGCGCAUCAGCUAUUAACAUGGCGUCGAGCGCAUCGUACUCAAGAGGAACUAGUCAAUCGUCUGCAAAUAGAGAAAGCCGAGCAGUUAAAAAUGCUAUCCGGCCAACUUCUUCUCUUCGAAUCUCGUCUGGUUCGUAAGCAGAAAGAGAUAACCAAUAUGCUUGCUCUUCGUGAAACCAUCAUCAUGAAACAGCAGAAAGUCAUCGAAUCCCUUCAAGCUAAACUUCUUGAUAAUGGUAUUGAUACCAUGCAACCCAUUCCGGAUUUUAGGGACAUGCUUCUUGAUUCGAACACAGGAGACUUUGACUCCCUAAACGAUUCCGAUUCCGCUGUAAUAAUGGAAGACGUGGAUUCCGAUUGUUGUAAUAUUUCAAACCUACCAAGGUUCCGUUCCAUGAACCCAGACAGCGUUACCGUCGUUCGAUCGAUCUCAGAUGCCAUAGAUCCAAACCUAAAAUACAACGCCAGGCGUUCCAACGGCUUUUUGCGUCGGCCGGAAAUUCUGGAAACCGUCUACAGUGUUGAGGAAGAAGCAGACAACGAAUCCACAAAGGCCCUAAGUGCUCAAAACAGCACAGAAAAGGAUUUAAAAGACGCGAACAAAACUGAUGAACAGAAAACGAAGGAAGGCAGUCUUCUUGCACAACGACGUGAUAACUUCCGCAUGAGAAGUAUAGUUCUUACUGCGGAGGUUAAAAGUAUAGAUAGUGAUAAGGAGAAACCUAAGCCUUCGGAUUCCUGGGCCUACACUUAUGUGCCAAAGAGGAUGAUGCCUGCAAAUGAAUCGGAUGAAGAAGUCUCCAAUGCUGAAACCGACGAAGAAGACCCAGAGCCUAAGUCAACGCAUGUAGUUACGUACAACAGAGUGAUGUCGAAUCAUAGGAAUGUAACGAAGCCGAAAGAUGUGAAAUACAAGAGGAUAAAUAAGGCGAAAUCUAAGAGCUUAGAAGAGUUGAGGGGGAGGUUAAAGAAUUGGGUGGACAAGGGGAGUAAAUUGUCGAAUAUUCCACUGGAGCAUGCUCAAAGUUAUGCUUGA